Vollenhovia emeryi is the source of this 4507-nucleotide messenger RNA. Its product is annotated as exportin-4-like. Lineage: Eukaryota; Metazoa; Arthropoda; Insecta; Hymenoptera; Formicidae. Gene Ontology annotation, molecular function: nuclear export signal receptor activity. Bases 316 to 3843 code for a protein of 1175 amino acids. Gene Ontology annotation, biological process: protein export from nucleus. The record is from RefSeq and is a predicted model, not a curated record. Gene Ontology annotation, cellular component: nuclear pore; cytoplasm. The transcript has 11 exons.
AUUGAACCCAGUAAUGCCGCAAGUCUGUACACCACAACGCCCUCAGCGGUUUACCCCUUGAUGUUUAUUGUUCUUUGACGAUUCACAAUUCAAUAAAGAUUGUGUAAUAUUCUCUAUAGCUUUUAAGAUAAGUGCAAAAGUUCUCUAACUAUGAAACUACUUGUUAUGCAGUGUCUGAGCAGUAAAAGAGUUUAGUAGAGAAUUCUAAGGCUGAGGUUAAAAUUACAUUUUACUAGAGGGUGCAAAUAACGUAGAAUUAAUAAUCAAUCUGGAUCGUUGCUUAUAUUUAAGCAUCUUUCGUCUUUCUACCUAUUGAUGAGAAAUAUCAUGAGUUUACAUGAAUACAGAUUAAUAGCAAACCCAAGAUUCGCCAGACGAUACAAGAAAGUAUCCCGAUUACAUGUGUCCCGAGUCGUUUCUCAUAUGUUGGGAAACGUAGAACGUUGGCGAGUGACUUUGUAUUCGCACUACUUUCAGGCACCCUCGAAUCUGAUCUCAUUGGAGCAACGUCAGUCUGCGGAGGCUGUAUUCCUAAAUUUUCGCAAGACUAAGUCACCGUAUCAGCUAUGUCAACAAAUUUUAGAAUUAAGCUCCAUGGAUUACAUACUGUUCGAAACGGCCGGCCUGAUAAAGACGGCUCUGAUAGAGGAGUGGCCCAAUCUGGAAAAAUCUGACAUCUCUUCGUUGAGACAAUAUUUAUUGAACUACGUUAUAAGUAAACCUACGUUAGCGCCAUACGUUAGGGCGAAGAUACUCCAAGUUCUUGCAAUAACAAUUAAGAGAGGUAGCGUGGAUGACUUUGGAGUAGAGAGAGGUCGAAUAAUAAAUGAGAUAGAAAAUUUAUUUAGGAGUGGGAACUUAACAAAUCAAAUUUUGGGAUGCAAUAUUUUAUCUGCAAUAUUGCAAGAGUACGCAACGACGGCCAAGUCGUCCGAUAUCGGUCUGACAUGGGAAGUACAUUACCUGGAGAAGAAACGCUUCGAACUAAGCGACAUGAAAAGAAUUUUCAAGUUUUGUAUAGAGAUACUCGGUGAAUGGAUCGAGAAGGAUUUUGACGAAUCGACGUUACCUCUUGCGAAGCCCUUACUUUCCGUCGUGGAGAGUAUACUCGUCUGGGCAUUUUUUUAUCCAAGUUUACCCAGAAUAGUAUUUUUAAGGAACAUGUAUGAAGCCUAUGAAUCCGGCAAUAACCCACCAUUGAGAUUGACCAUACACUGGCAAGACAUGAUACUAGAUCCAGCAGUAUUAGAUCUAUUUUUUACACUGUAUUGGAAAGUACGCAGCAAUCCGCAGCUAGCUCAUCUUGCUAUGAACUGUCUUGUACAGCUGGCGAGCUUACACGGUACUAUCCUGAGUGCGGAAGAAGUAAAAGUGCAGUACCUGACAAAUUAUAUGCAGAGAUUCUUAAAACUUGUGUCCAGUAUUGAGAUUGGAGAUCAAGAGGCGAAUGGAAUUACGAACAUUAUAAGGAAGAUUAUUUAUUCCUUUCAAAAUACAUUGAAGAGUCUUCCCGAGGACUUGUACAAGCCAUUUGUGGAGCAAAUAGUGAGACUAACGUGUUUAUUUAUAGAAUGUGCUGCACAAGAAGAAUCGAUACGCGUCGAUGAUUGCUUAUAUAUGGAAGCUAUGGAACAUAUGUUCGAAGUAUGGUCAUGUAUGUUCAUAUAUACGUUUCCACCGGAGUUUCAUAAGGAGAGCUCUAUACAGAUAUUUAAUGUGUAUCUUCGAUGUCACUUGUCUCCUCCGGAAGGCGUGAGAAAUGCUGGCGGAAAUAGUCUCAGCGAGGAAGUGGCAGAUGUGGAGGAUGAUGACACAGUUAAAUUCAAGGACCAAUUGCAAAUAAUUGGAAACUUUGGUAGAUACGUACCAGAUCAUGCUUUACCUCUAUUAGCACAAUUACUCGAAGAUAGAAUACACAAAUUGCGCGAUAAUCUGAAUAUAUUGGUCGAGCAAAAUGAAUCUUCGUCUCGACCUGCCUCUAUGAACGAGCUGUACGAGGAUUUGCAUUGGCUCAUCUUAAUAACAGGACACGUUCUUUGCAUGGAAGCGGGCGGUGAAACCGCGUUAAUACCUUUGGAAAUUACGCGAUGUAGCAUGAAACAGUCACGAGAGGGGAAUGUUGACGUGAACCGUACGCUGGAGUUUUUAGUGUCUUCGCAAAAUGUUCAGUCAGAUAUAAGCUGCCCUGCGAACUCGAUCGAUCAAGUUAUCCGAUUGAUCACAGGCGUUUUCCGCUUGUGCACUAUUGAGAAAACUGCUAUAUCGAUACACUUGGAGAAUAUACUUAGUCCCGAAUUGAGCAGCACAAUAAUAUGGUUUUUACACAGAUGGUCGCAGAUUUAUCUUUUGCCAACUGAGGAUUAUUAUUCCGAGUUGAGCACUACGCUUUUGCAUGUCUUUGGUGAGGAUGGCCCGGGUGCAUUGUGGUCAAUGAAUUUUCUUCUAGACAAAGUAAUUUGCAACAUCAACGCAUUCAAGAGCGAACCGGCUCUAAUAGACGAAACUAUAAAAUUAUUAAUAUCUCUUGUUAAUUCGAAAGAGAGAGCCUCCUGUUUGACAAAGUCUGAGCAGUUCACUUACAUCAUUGAAUUGGCUAUGAAACGACAGUAUAACUUUCCACAGACUAUUAAGAGAGGUUUAAUGCGCGCGGUGGUUCAAGCCGGUACUGUAGUACAAAAUACCGAGCAGUACUACUGGUCGCGAACGCUGAAAUCUAUGAAGAAUGGAUUCAUGCAAUUAAUAUCUAGUGAUAAUUUCAUGUCGUCUUAUCACGAAGAACGAAUGAAAGUGCAAAUCAUAGAUAUACUUGAAUCCUGUAUAGGUGUGGUACAAGGUGCUGAGAGUUCAAUAAUAACGCCCGUGUAUGAACAUACUUUUCCUAUAUUAGCUAAACUUCCAAAAUUAUUAUCUUUGUAUCAUAAUUAUCAAGAUAUAGUGCAGCUGAUAUUAGAGUUAUUCAAUGAAUAUACAAAAAUUCUAUUUUUCUUAUCACAGGCUAAUAGUAUGUGUGUGUAUGAUAUUUGUUUGCAAGUAAUGCAAGCGUAUGCUAGCUGCAAUAGUCAUCGGCUUACUGUAGACUCGACUGCGGAGGAGGACAGCUUUCAGGAUAUUCUGCUACUCAUGAGAUUAUUAACUAAUUUAUUAACUAAAGACAUAUUUCAUUUAAACCAUGAAGUGGACCAGCCAAUCAGCCGAUAUGCGUCUAUAGCAUCGCUCGUCAAGCCUAUUCCGUCUACUGAUGUUUUUUUGUACGGCCUAAAUAUAAUUAUGCCUAUGAUGACGAUGAAUUUGUUAAAAUUUCCGUCGCUUUGUUUACAGUAUUUUAAAAUGAUAGCGUUUGUAUGCGAUCUAUGUCCUGAGAAAGUUUGCAGUUUGUCUGUUGAAUUGCUGCAGCAGCUUUUAGCGUCAGUAGAAUUAGGUUUAUACUCAUUUGGCAAUGAAGUAGCUAGUCUUUGCUGUGAUGCAAUCCAAGUUUUGACUAAGCACAUUCAGAGAGAAGUUGGGCAAGGACAGCCACGCAAAGAUAUAAUGGUACCCUUUUUGAAUUUGCUGAUUAGUCUCAUUUUGUCACAUCAAAUGGAUUCAGACCUGAUCUCAAAUGCCGGUAUGCCUCUUUAUCAUCUCAUUUCUUGCUAUCAAGAACAAUAUCAGCAACUUGUACAUAAUAUCGUAUCCACUCAAACGGAUCCUCGAGUGGCCCAACGAUUAGCGAAUGCUUUCACUGCACUAACCGCGGGUGUGGACUUGAAUGUAGAUUUGAAUAACCGUACUCAAAGAUUGAAGUUCAGAGAUAAUUUCGAUGAAUUUGUUGUGAGCGUACAAGCAUUCUUAAUAAUUAAAUAAAAUAAAAAUAAAAAUGUAAAUUAAAUAAAAGAUUUAUUUGAACAAUACACGUGUGGAUUUUGAUGUUAGGUUUUCUGUUUUAAUUUAUUAUCGUUUUUAGAUCUUGAAAAGUUGAAUCGAAUCUUCAUUAUAGAUUCAACUAUACAAUUAGUCUCGCGCGUAGUUUUUUUAACGAUAAUAUUGUAAAAUCAUUAAAAAAUUAUAAUGCUCAAAUUUUUUGACAGAUUUAACUAACAAUGUGCUUGUAGAAAAAGAUUUGGUUGAGUUCAGUUUCUCGUCGGAAAUUAUAAGUUCGAUCAAUCGUACGCGGUGUUUCGACGUAUGGUUGUUAUUGCAAAAAUGAGACUUGUAUUAAGCAUAUAAGCUUUUUAUUGACCGAUUUAUUACACGUUACCACUUACAGUGAGCCUAGCGAAAUAUUCGAGUAACCAUAAUAUAAUAUUUAUAAUAAAUACUAGUUACAGCAUCGAUGCACGUUUCCGAUAGCAAACGGUCAAACGAAAACGUUUCGUAACGGAUGUCCAGUUACCUUACAAACAAACACACGAACUUAUAUACUUGGUACAGAUCGUCGUUAGCCUUCCCGUGGAUCAUCGCGUGAUCGCCUUCGCGAUGAUCCUCAAUGUUUCACAGAGGAAUGCUUAUUAAAGUAACAUUAAAUUUA